This is a messenger RNA of Fusarium mangiferae, 1551 nucleotides long. RefSeq lists its product as uncharacterized. Gene Ontology annotation, molecular function: iron ion binding; heme binding; monooxygenase activity. The transcript is spliced from 4 exons. The record is from RefSeq and is a predicted model, not a curated record. Bases 1 to 1551 code for a protein of 516 amino acids. NCBI's taxonomy places the organism in Eukaryota, Fungi, Ascomycota, Sordariomycetes, Hypocreales, Nectriaceae.
AUGUCUGAUCAAGUUAUCUACCUCGCUAUUCUCAUCGGCCUGUACGUGCUGUACAAGUUGGCCAAUUCGACUGAUCAGCCAAAGAUCAAGGGCAUCCCCGAGAUUCCUGGUGUACCGCUUUUUGGAAACUUGAUUCAGUUGGGGACGGACCAUGCCAGAGUUGCACAGAAAUGGGCCAAGAAGUACGGACCUGUCUUUCAGACACGUCUGGGAACCAAGCGAGUCAUCUAUGUCAACUCUUAUGAAGCCGUGAAGCAUUUCUGGAUCACCCACCAGUCUGCACUCAUCUCCCGCCCCAUGUUUCACACAUUCCACUCAGUGGUUUCUUCAUCCCAAGGCUUCACCAUCGGCACUUCGCCGUGGGAUGAGUCCUGCAAGAACCGCCGCAAGGCCGCUGCCACUGCCCUCAACCGCCCUGCUGUUCAAUCUUACAUGCCAAUUCUCGACCUCGAGUCUCUCGUCAGCAUCAAGGAACUUCUUGACGAUUGCAAGGACGGAAGCAAGGACCUUGAUCCAUCGCCCUACUUUGCCCGAUUUGCGCUCAACACUUCUUUGACUUUGAACUACGGCUUCCGCAUCGAUGGCGACGUCAACUCUGAGCUUCUCCACGAAAUCACCUACGUUGAGCGCGAGAUUUCCAAUUUCAGAUCUACUAGCAACAACUGGCAGGAUUAUGUUCCGCUGCUUCGACUUUGGGGAGCUCAAAACUCAUCGGCUGAGGAAUUCAGAGUGCGCCGUGACAAGUAUCUGUCUGAUCUCCUGGCCAAUCUCAAGAGCAGAAUCGACAACGGUACAGAUAAGCCUUGCAUCACUGGAAACAUUCUGAAGGACCCUACCGCCAAGCUGAACGAUGCCGAGAUCAAGUCUAUCUGCCUCACUAUGGUUUCUGCUGGUCUGGACACAGUUCCAGGUAACGUGAUCAUGGGCAUCGCAUACCUCGCAACCGAGCAAGGUCAGAAGAUUCAAGCCAAGGCCCUCAAGGAGAUCUACAAAGUCUACCCCAACGGUGAAGCCUGGGAACGAUGCCUCGUGGAAGAGAAGGUUCCCUAUGUCACAGCCCUCGUCAAGGAGAUCUUGCGAUUUUGGACAGUCAUUCCUAUCUGCCUGCCUCGGGAAAGCAUCAAGGAUAUCCCCUACCAGGGUGCCGUGAUCCCUGCAGGAACCAAGUUUUUCAUGAACGCCUACGCCGCAGACUAUGAUGAAUCACGAUUCGCGAAUCCUUAUGAGUUUAACCCUGAGCGAUAUAUCGACGACAAGGAGAUUGGAACGCCUCACUACGCCUAUGGUGCUGGAUCACGAAUGUGCGCGGGCUCUCACCUUGCAAACCGCGAGCUCUACACAGCUUUCAUCCGCCUCAUCACCGCUUUCGAGAUUCUCCCUCCCAAGGACAAGAAGGACUUCCCCGUCAUGGAUUGCAUCGAGUGCAACGCCAACCCAACUUCGCUGACAACGGACCCCAAGCCUUUCAAGGUCGGUUUCAAGCCGCGAGAUGAGGCCAAGGCCAGGGAAUGGAUUGCAGCUGGUGAAGAGCGAACCCAAGACAUAAGGUGA